AUGCCCUGCAUCUUGCCUGCAUGCUUAAAUUGGUGUUGUCAGGGUUGUGACUGAGCCGAACUGUACAACAAUUAUGUAGGCUAGGCCUACCCCCCUAUCCUAUAUAUUUGCUAGGUCCGGAAAACACAUUUUCUUAAAAUGGAUUUGUUUUCAGAUCUUCCAGAUCCAGAUGGAGAUCAAAAUAAUGCCAGAAUUGCUGUCCCAGUGACUGAGAAAAGUCAGGUGACAUCCACUAAUGAUCAAGUGGUACCGUCAUCAUUGGACUCCACACCAGAUGUUGCCACCGAAGAAAGGAAACGAAAACUAGUAACAGAGUCUACAUCCAAUGAGGAUGUUUCAACAGAGAAAAAAUCUCUGAUAUUGAAACCAGGAAUGUACAAGUUAAAAGGUCAUAUAAAAGAAAUGAAAGGUGAACGUGACGAAAUGCAAGAUGCACAUGUCAUAAUAGAUGACAUGACCUCUGAACUUGACAACCUUCCUUCCUCAGUGUCACGAUUAGCAUACUAUGCAGUGUUCGAUGGGCAUGGGGGCGCCAGAGCAUCAAAGUUUGCUGCAAACAAGCUCCACACCCACAUUAUUCAGAAAUUCCCGAAAACUGAUGUCGUCAGUUUAGACAAAGAGGUAAAGCGUUGCCUCAUCGAUUCUUUCAAACUCACGGAUGAACAGUUCCUCAAAGAAGCUUCGGCAAACAAACCAAAUUGGAAAGAUGGAUCUACAGCUAUCUGUGUACUUGUGGUGAACAACGCUCUCUACAUUGCCAACAUAGGUGAUAGUAAGGCCUUAUUAUGUCGAUUUAAUGAGGAGUCUAAGAACGAUCACUUUCUGCCGUUAUCUAAAGACCACAACCCCACAGAUUAUGAAGAACGGAUGAGGAUUCAGAAGGCUGGAGGGACUGUAAGAAAUGGGCGUGUGAUGGGAAUAUUGGAAGUGUCUCGAUCGUUGGGGGAUGGGCGGUUCAAGCAUUGCGGAAUCACUUGUAUCCCAGAUGUUAAAAAAUGCCAACUUACAGAGAAAGACAGGUUUUUAAUACUAGCUUGUGAUGGAUUAUGGAAAGGAUUCACCAUAGAGGGCGCCCUUGAAUUUAUUAACAAUAAAAUCAAGGCCGAUGAAGCUGGUGACAAACCAGAUGAAGAUGUUGAUUCAAAGCUUGAAAUGGCGUGCAGUCGGUUGGCCGCCGAGGCCAUUAGGCGCGGCAGCUCUGACAAUGUAACGGUGAUGCUUGUUAGCAUUACCCAUAUAUAAUAUUUCUCUUAGUUGUCACUAUUUAAGCGAGCUGAUGAAAUAUCUUCUAAUGAUGUUAAUUUUUUGAUUUUAAAUUUAGUCAUUCUAAGAGUAGGUUGAUAAAUAGCCAAAUUUUUAUGUUCGUCAAAUAAUGGCAGAAGGCAAAGUCUCUGUUUCUGGUUGUAGUAUACAAAUACAACGUUGUUCGAGGUGAAGUAAUGAAUUCUAUUUCCUGCAGUGUUGAGCUUUACUGAAAUAUAACCCAUGUUGCAUUUGUUUUACUAUACCUCAUAAAUAUUAAACAGAAAACCGUACAUCUAACAUUACCCAUUUCAAGCUGUGAGUGCAAAAUUACACAGUUUGCAUAUGGUUCAGGUAGAUGGGGGGUGUAGUACUUGAUUUUUGGUGGUAUCUGCCCCCACCCCCCAAACACAUAUAUAUAGGGUACUCACAGGCAUGUAGCUAAAACUACCACACUCGUUACCAGGCAGAAUUAACCAAUAAAAUGUUGUUAUUACCUAAUUAAUAUAUAUAUAUGAGGUAUAGUAAUGUACAAUACAUAAUAUGAAAUUUAGCAGAUGGUACAUGCUAUAAUCUUUUGUAUUAGUCUUUGCAAUAAAUGGACUAAUAUAAAUGUAAAUCAUAUUAUAUAAUUUUAAUUAUAUGUUAUAUAAUUUUUUAUAAUUACAUAACAUGAAUCAUACUUAAAAGAUUAUGAAUUUAUUUGUAAGGAAAAUUCUUAAACCUUUACAUCUUAAAUUACAAUUGGCAAAAAUUGUGUGAGGUUAACUAUGUGCACUUAUAUUUAUUAAUAAAGAGAAUAAUAAUUUGGUAUGGUACCAUAUUUUUAUAUUUUACUGCAUUCAGUGCAGGCCUGUAUCCAGGAGGGUGCAGUGGGUAUAAUGGAAAAGGUCUACAUUUUUAAAGAAAAUUGAGAAUGUUCUGAAAAUAGAAUUUAUUUUCUGGUAUAUGAAGCCCUAAUGCAUAUACUUUUUUUAGAUUACAAGGAUGAAAUUGAUUAAAGGCUUACGGACCAUAUAAUAUCUUAGUUUCGAUCCUUCUAGCUCUUUCCCCUUGACCUAGCCAGGGAUUCUUGGUGACCUUCCUUCCAUAUUCAUUCUAUUCUUCUACUAGGAAGCUUUCGAUUGCACAACGACGGUAGGACGUAGAACGUAAUGACGUCACUAAAAGUCAUCCGCGCAUACGAGAACGUUAAGGUCACCUCGUCGAGUAGAUUCUCGAACGCAAUUUCACCAAAUCUACGUAUGCAGAGAACGUAGGAUGAGUGAUUCCGUUCUAGUGUCGCGUCGUCGCACAAAUCGAAAGCUCGAAAUUGCCUUGCUUUGCACUGGUGAGAUGCUUAACUCUACGUUAAUACAAAAUGCAUACUUUGGUAGUUGCCAUAAAAGAAUAUUCCAUCAGUGAGUAGGCCUACUGGGUCGAUAUAAUGUGAUGUUCAUUACUGUUUCUUUCAAACUUAAUUUAAAAGGACAUUUUUAAAAAUAUAUAAGCUUAUAGAUAAUUAAAUUGUGGUUUUCUUCAUAAUUGAUGGUAUGAAGUGAAAUUAUUGUUAAGAAGGUAAUUUAUUAAAAACCAAGACAGACUGUA
Molecule: messenger RNA, 2829 nt
Organism: Anneissia japonica
Lineage: Eukaryota; Metazoa; Echinodermata; Crinoidea; Comatulida; Comatulidae
Product: integrin-linked kinase-associated serine/threonine phosphatase 2C-like
Exons: 9
Coding region: 139-1242 (367 amino acids)
Biological process (GO): protein dephosphorylation
Molecular function (GO): cation binding; protein serine/threonine phosphatase activity
Source: RefSeq, a predicted model, not a curated record